Molecule: messenger RNA, 2761 nt
Organism: Sphaeramia orbicularis (orbiculate cardinalfish)
Lineage: Eukaryota; Metazoa; Chordata; Actinopteri; Kurtiformes; Apogonidae
Product: nuclear factor 7, brain-like
Exons: 2
Coding region: 134-1504 (456 amino acids)
Molecular function (GO): protein binding; zinc ion binding
Source: RefSeq, a predicted model, not a curated record
GGUUGUUCUGUUUGUAGCAGAGGUUGACACAUAUUUGGUCAAACAGAUGAUCAGAUUCCACCUACAGGAGAGAACACUGGAAAAGGCGACACCAUCACUUCGACCUGCUGACUCUGAGCACACUGAAUACUAAAUGGCUUCCAGAUCAGACGACAAUUACUGCUGUCCAGUUUGUAAGGACAUCUUUAAAGAUCCUGUUGUUCUGUCCUGCAGCCACAGGUUCUGUGACAUCUGUUUGCAGAACUGGUGGAAAGAGAAAAAAGUAAAGGAGUGUCCAGUUUGUAAGAGAAGAGCUUCAAAAGAACCACCUCCUGAUAUGGCCUUAAAGAAUGUCUGUGAGUUGCUGAGAAAUCAGAGAGAUUCAGAGUCUGUCUGCAGUCUGCACUCAGAGAAACUCAAACUCUUCUGUCUGGAUCAUCAGCAGCCAGUUUGUCUCAUCUGCAGAGACUCUGAAAUACACAACAACCACACAUUCAGACCCAUCAAUGAAGCUGCUCUGGAUCUCAAAGAGGAGCUCCUGAAAUCCUUAAAACCUUUAAAGCAUAAGUUAAAGUCUUUAAAUAAAGUGAAAGAGGAGUUUGGUGGAACAGCAGAACACAUUGAGGUCCAGGCCCGACACACAGAGAGGCAGAUUAAGGAGCAGUUUAAGAGGCUCCACCAGUUUCUCCAAGAGGAAGAGGAGUCCAGGAUCAGAGCUCUGAGGGAGGAAGAGGAGCAGAAGAGUCAGAGGAUGAAGGAGAAGAUGGAGGCUGUGAGCAGAGAGAUAGCAGCUCUGUCACAAACAAUCCGAGCCACAGAGGACGAGCUGAGAGCUGAACACGUCUCAUUCCUGCACAAAUACAAGGCUGCAGUGGAAAGAGUGCAGCAGCGCCUCCUGCUGGAGGAUCCACAGCUGGGCUCAGGAGCUCUGAUAGACCAGGCCAAACAUCUGGGCAACCUGAGCUUCAACAUCUGGAACAACAUGAAGAACAUGGUCUCCUACACUCCUCUGGUUCUGGACCCAAACUCUGCAGACACACGACUCAUCCUGUCGGACAGUUUGACAGAAGUGAGAAAAGGAGAAGAGCAGGAACUUCCACAUAAUCCAGAGAGGUUUAAGUACACAGUCCUGAGCUCUGAAGGCUUUAACUCAGGGACUCACAGCUGGGAGGUCGAUGUCACAGACAAUAAAAACUGGUCAUUGGGUGUAGGAACAAAGUCUGUCCAAGAGGAUGACCAAAUGUCUGAAGUGUGGAGGAUCUGGUUUUUUCUUGGUAAAUACUUAGCAUGGACAUCAACAGGUGGAUACACUUUUCUGUCAGUUCAGACUGAGUCUCAGAGGAUCAGAGUGAACCUGGACUUUGACGAAGGGAAGCUGUCAUUCUCUGACCCUGAUACAAACACACAUAUACACACCUUUGCACACAGUUUCAAUGGAAAAACACUGAUUCCAUAUAUUGACACUUACAAUGACACAAACAAUGUGAAGGUUUUACCGUUGAAAGUCUGUGUAACAGUGAAAUAACUGAGUUAGAAAUAAUGAUUAUGACCAUGAUUUAACUCCUGUUUUACCUCACACCUCCAUCAACGAUUUUAAAUGGUUUAUAUUUAGUUUUAUUAAUAAUGUUCUAAACAAUGAAAACAUUUAAAUGAAGCUAUUGUAACACAUAAGAAAACAAGGAGAAUAGUGACCUGUUGCCAAAAAAUGAGUUAUAAUUACGGUUCAGUCUCAGACGUCACUGUUCACAGAAUUUCCGUUAUCUCCAUCAGCAGCAUUUACCUGUACUAUUGCCUUAAUCUGACAUUUAUCAAUAAGUUAUUACUAUUUUACCACCAUUACUAUGUCUUUAUAUUCACAUUUAUUUAAAUUUGGCAUCAAAUUGACUGAUUGAAUUGUAUGAAAGGCACUCUUCUAUCAUUAGUUGGCAAUAGUUGAGUUUCUGUCUGAUCUUAUCUGAAUGAUCUGCUGUGAUUUCUGCUUUGUGUUGAACUGUGUGUCUCUGACAAUAAGUGAACAGUUACAAAAUAACAAAUAGCUUAAUUUCACCGCUAUACUGAGAGUAGUUGUCCAGCAUGGACACGCUAGUGAUUAGCAUGCUAGUGGUAGGAUGCUAACUAAAUGUACAUACUUUAUUCAUAUUCAAACUGUUAAAGUGCCAUUAUAGUUUCUGUAAUGACAACAAAUGUUCCUUCUAGUCAGAGCUCAGUGGGUUUUUCUCUGUAAUAUUGUUGUAAUUUGAAUUCCAUUAGCAGUUUGGUGUUAGCACUGUAUUUUGCUAACAUGCUAGCAGUGCUUUUCAACUAACUGUAAGCUCAACAUGGUGCUCUACCUUUGUGAAUAAUGUAACAUGAAAGCAGUGACUAUGAAAAUACUAAGGUGGUUCAGUUAUUUCUUUCAGCUGCAUACUGACAUACAGACUGGAUUUGUGUAGAAAGAGCAAAAUGAAAACUGAUCUGAGAAUGAUUCUUAGUAACAAUAUCUGAACUUGAUUUGUAUCUUCAUUGUUAGCAACUUGUUAAUUAAUUACAUAUUUUACACUAAAUGGUAUAGCAUGUUUACUGAUAAAAAGAUAAGAUAAAAUAAACUAAAUGUCUGGUAAACUCUGAGAUUUAGCAGCAUCAAACUAAGUCCUACUGAGCUGAAAAUGGAAGGAACACCUUUCUAAUACUGGGCUCCUCUUUUGCCUUCAGGACUGCUUUAAUUCAUUAUGGCAGGGCUCUCAAACUCAUUUUGUUUCAGGGGCCACAUUCAGCCCGAUUUGAUCUCCAGUGGGCCGGACCA